CCCAUGUUAGGGUUGUUCAAAGUUCCAUCGGUAUUUAUUUCCUGAAAAGUGGCACGCCCACUCACAUUUGAGCGUGUGGUCGAGCUGGGUAGUAGUGCCUUCUUUCUUCUCCGAUACAGGCCUUAAACACACUUCAGCCGGUUACUGCAAUGGGGAAAAACGAGAUCAGAACUCAGGAUGUAGGCGAAAAACUGCGUUCAGUCUGGCAAAAGGUUAAGAGGUUUUUCUGUGUAAAAUGGGCAAAUUUAAAGGCGGCCUUUGCGGGAAGACAGAAAAUAAAGGCAAAGCUGCUGGUCACUGAAGCAAAUGAUGACCUUGACCUUGAUGAUGAGAGCAAAGACGUGGUGGGAACCAACAUGGUUUUGUCAGUUACAUUUGAGUGUCAAGAAGAACACGAGUGGAUACGAAGACAGUUCAGCACUUCAUUUAAGUCAUCGCGCGGUUCCAGGGACGAGUUCCUCAAUCAGCUGAUCCAGCUUCACAGUGCAUACGGAGUUCAGGUGCAGCAAAUCUACACUAAAGCUGACAAAGCAGACAUCGCAGCAUCAACUGUCGGGCUUAUAUCCUCCAUGUUGGGCUUCGUUGGUUUUGGAUUGACCUUUGCCACCUUUGGAACGAGUCUGAUCAUCUCGCUGGCGGGUGCUGCUGUAGGUGUUGUGUCAGGCUGUGCCUCCUUUGCUAUUCACCGAAAAAGAAUGGCAGCCAAAAAGGAAAUGUGGAAACAGAUCAAAGCCAAGACUGACCAAUUCAACCAGGAAAACGAAAGUCUUUUACACAUACUUUCGGAGGCUGAAUAUUUUGGUUUGGUUACAUCGGGUGUCUCGGGAAUGAUUGAGGGGCCAAUACAAGUUGGGCUGGGGGCACUUCAAGUGGCCAAGAGUGAGGAAUUUCUUCCUUUUGUUGCCGAUGUUGGGGCGACCUCUGCUAAAGCAUAUAAGGGUCUGACAGCUGGAGGUAAAGUGUUGUUCUAUGGUGGCUUUGUCUUCAAUGUUGUGUCUGCAGUUAUAGACGCCUGUACAAUCGUCAACAACUCUAAGCGACUUAUUAAAGGCGACCUGUGCGACCAGGCCCAGGCACAUAACGACAUAGCUCGUGUCUAUCAACAGUUACGUGAUUCGGGAGAAUCUGCUCAGGAGUGCUUGCUGUAAAUGACCGAUUAAACACAAGAGGAUACAUUUAACACGAAGUGAAAAGGGUCUGGAUGGACAUUUUCUCAACAUAUGUAACAAUUCUGGGACUUUUGUUGGAGGCAGUAUAUUUUUUAGUCAGUCGGGAACAAAUAGUUGGUACACACCCCACACCUAACCAAGAGGAAGGACCACUUAUGCUCGUGGUCUGUCAGCACUAUUCCCGUGUAUUUUAGACCUGCAUUCCUUUGCAUUUUGAUCUUUCCGUCCACCUCAAGCUGACACCAUAACAAACUGAACUACUUUGGCACCCAAUCUUGUCCACGGUAUUCUGGACAAUCUUUCUAGUUCAGAACACAGACGAGCCUAGCCAUGGAUUGAGCGGGGGUGGAAAAAAAACCCUGUAAAAACUGCAUAUGUUACUCGGCAAAUAAAUUGGGAAUAUGAAGCUAUAUUACUUUGUUUGAUCAUCUGGCCUCACAUUUAUUUUCUUUGCUUAGUUUACGGAUCCGUCGACUUAAAAAUAACAAAUUCAGAUCACGUUUUACGAUGCCGAUGGUAAAGUUCGCUUUGACAAUAAACAAUCAAAGGAAGUUUUAUGACUAAAACAGAAAUUGUUCAACGAUAAAUCACCGUUUUGUUUAUCACUUUACCGAUUCAAGUUAAACUUUAAGAUGAUGAAAACACUCCCGUACAGUGCUUUUUAUUUUAAUUUAUUAUUCGACCUAUCGGCCAAAGGUUUCACAAACGAAAUCCGUAAAUCAAAAAGGAAGUCUGGCCUUACCUAACGUUGCAGUCAACAAUAACCCAGCUAUAUAAAAGAUGUCUGUAUAUGGGCCUACAGAGGUUGGUUGCAUGACCAACAGGCCCUUGAAGAUCCGGGGUAGAAAAGGUCUUCAGCAACCCAUGCU
Haliotis rufescens (red abalone) is the source of this 2038-nucleotide messenger RNA. RefSeq lists its product as uncharacterized. The transcript is spliced from 5 exons. NCBI's taxonomy places the organism in Eukaryota, Metazoa, Mollusca, Gastropoda, Lepetellida, Haliotidae. Gene Ontology annotation, molecular function: lipid binding. Gene Ontology annotation, cellular component: extracellular region; membrane. The coding region runs from base 150 to 1148 and encodes 332 amino acids. The record is from RefSeq and is a predicted model, not a curated record. Gene Ontology annotation, biological process: lipid transport; lipoprotein metabolic process.